AUGACUUCGCAUUCUGGUAAUGGCGAAGCUUUAGACGUACCGUCUGAUUUACAAUGUACAUUAACAUCCUCUAUGAACAUAUACUGUUCGAGCAUGAAAAAUGACAACAACUCGGGAAGUACAAGCAGAGUAAGGACGCACUCGGGGUCCACAACUGGUAGAGAGCCCACAUUUAUAUCACCAGGAGCAACUUCUACGUCGGAUGACGUAGGAGAACUUCAGUCUGUAUCUUCCUCAUCAAUGGAGUCUUUGAAUAUGCUUUUGGAAAGACAACACAUUAGACAGUUAAAUCAUCCAUUACAUCAAGAGCAUAUAAAUGAUGCACAGUCGUUUGCUCCAUUGAAGGUCAAAGAAACUAAUAGCAUAUCGUUGAAAUUCGACCCCGUUUUAAAAAGGAAGAUUUUGAAUAAUUAUGAAGUCAUUUCUGAACUGGGAAGUGGUCAACAUGGUAAGGUGAAGCUAGGUAAAGAUAUCGUUACUGAUACUUUAGUAGCAAUUAAAAUAGUUGAUAGACAAGCAAAGAAAGAAAGAAAGAUAUUCAGUUUCAAGAAGCCCUCAAACGUUACGAAUUACAAGAUAAAACGAGAAAUUAAUAUUAUGAAAAGAUGUAACAAUGAGCAUAUUGUGAAAUUACUUGAAGUUUUAGAUGAUUUGAAAUCAAAGAAAAUAUAUUUAAUAUUAGAGUAUUGUUCAAGAGGUGAAGUGAAGUGGUGUCCUGGAGAUGUUAUGGAAACAGAAGCUAGGGGCCCACCUUUAUUAUCGUUCCAACGAGUGAGAAAGAUAUUGAGAGAUGUUACAUUGGGUUUAGAAUAUCUUCAUUCAAGAGGCAUAAUUCAUAGAGAUAUAAAACCUGCAAAUCUCCUGUUGUCAGAAGAUGGAAGCGUCAAGAUAUCAGACUUUGGUGUAUCAGUUAUUUCACAUAAUAAAGAAGAGAAUGGAACCAACUCUAUAGAUGAACUAGAGUUGGCAAAAACUGCAGGAACACCUGCAUUUUUUGCUCCAGAAAUCUGUUUAGGAAGUGAAGCAAAAAGUAAAUUUAAUUUGAAGAAAGAUCCCAGCAAGGACUCAAAGUUGAUCUAUAUGGUUGAUGUAUGGGCUCUUGGGACAACUUUGUACUGUUUACUAUUUGGUAUGUUACCUUUCAUCUCUGAUUAUGAGUUGAAAUUAUUUGAAAAAAUCGUAAAUGACCCUUUAAUAUUUCCUGAUUAUGAAAUAAUGCAGAAAAAUGGAACUUCAAACAUUUUCUCAGAAGAAGAAUACGAGGCAGCAAAAAAUAUUUUAAAGGAACUGUUGACUAAAAAUCCUGCCAAGCGUAUGUCAAUCAAAGAUAUAAAAAUACAUCGGUUCACCUGUUGGGAUUUUGAUAAUAAUUUAGGAUCUGAUUUAUAUUCAAAAGAAAAGGCAAUUGCUGAUAAAUCCUCCUUUUUAAGCGUUCAAGAUGUGCGUUCUGAUAAUACAUCGUCAAUAUCAAGUGACCUGCGUAGCCUUGAUAGCUAUAAUAUUCAGAAACACUCAUCUAAGCAAUCAUUUGGCUCUAGUGCCUCACAAAUGAGAGGUAAUGAAAGUUGGUCACAUACCAAUUCAUCCAGUCCUGGUGAUUGUUCGGAUAACGUUAGACAUGACAGUUCAGGUAGACAUAUUAAUAAUAAUAGAGAUAGCCCAUCACAGUUAGAUGUAAGAAAUUCAGGAAAUUAUUCUAAAAAUGGUUCUGAUGAGAACGAAAAAUCAGAACAACUUUCUGAAAGAGAGAUAUUUGAAAGAGAAUUGAGUAAUUUUGAUAACAGACAAAGCCAUGGUGUUGUCAAUUUACCAAUAAAUUCAUCAUUUGCAUCAUUAGAUAGUUUUUAUAUUGAUAAUUAUGCCAUGUCCAAAAUGGGAAUGGAUUCGAUUUUGUUAAAUGAACAACUACCCAAUUCAUCUGGAGGCUCGAAUAAACCUCCAACAUUUGGAAGUUUAGUACAGUUGCAAAGGAGAAAUGAUGACAGCAGGAAUUCGUCAUCAAGAUUAAAUUUGUUUACGUACGGCCUGUCAUCCACAACAAAUGAUAGAGCUCCAAGAAUUUCUACAUUCGGGGAGCAACAAAAUAGAGGAUUCAGAGGCUCGGGGGUCGGGAUCUCAAAUAUGAAUCAGCAUACGAAACAACGGCAAUAUAGCCGAGGUAUGACUCCUGCUGAAGGAACUUCAGUAAAGAGACCUGGGUCACCUCCUAAUGUUAGACAACCUAUUCAACCCCAAUCUUCAAAUCAUAAAUCGCCUCCAAGUAAUGAACGGAAUAGGAAUGAUUAUAAUAAUAACAAUCAGAAUUCAAAACAUAUCCAUAAACAAAACCGUCAUUCUCCCGCUUUUACAAUAAAGAGAGGUAACUUCUUCAGUAAGUUUAAUGGUCAAGAUGAGAAUUCAAGUUCUUCACCUGAGAUUUCUGAGAGUGAAGAAUCUCAAACGACACAAGCUUGUAGUAUCUCUUCACGCAGUAACACAGAGUCGUUACCUUUUGAAUUUGGACCAGAACAAGUAAACGAAGCCAUUACACCUCUUGGCGAUUUACACAAGGCUCAUAAACAGCACACACAAUAUGAUAGAAAUAAUUCAAAGACACUAAACAGCGACGAUAGUUCUGAUGAAGAAGAUGGGCUAAUGUUAAAUAUGGGAGGCAGUAAGCCAUCGAGAUCUAAAUCUGUAAACCACCCUACUAUUCCUAAUGCUAACCAUAAGAAAUCAUCAUCUGAUACAAAUUAUGAUUUGAGUAAGGUAAUGGUCAUGGGAUCUGAUGAAUCUAGAGUAAGUUCUACUGGAAGUUCACAAGUUGAAAUUUAUAGAUCCAUAACUAACAAUGAAUCAGACAUAGAAGAUAUUCCAUUGGAUGUUUUACAAUCGAUGCAACUAUUCCAAGGAUCAUCUACUGCUGCAGGAGUCAAUACGAAUUAUUCAGCAACGCCAGCAAGCUUGGAUCACAGCCAACGAUCGAAUUCCGGUCUUUCAUUAUUGGCACCGACCCAAAACCAAUUUCUGAACGAGAGUAAUGCAUAUUCACAGCACAACAAUCUACCGAAUGGAGAGUUCUAUUCCAUGUUGAAAUCAUCAUUAGAUCCUGUAUCACGCAAUAAACAGAAGCCUUAA
Tetrapisispora phaffii CBS 4417 is the source of this 3117-nucleotide messenger RNA. Its product is annotated as serine/threonine-protein kinase. Gene Ontology annotation, biological process: intracellular signal transduction; protein phosphorylation. Bases 1 to 3117 code for a protein of 1038 amino acids. The record is from RefSeq and is a predicted model, not a curated record. Gene Ontology annotation, molecular function: ATP binding; protein serine/threonine kinase activity. Lineage: Eukaryota; Fungi; Ascomycota; Saccharomycetes; Saccharomycetales; Saccharomycetaceae. The transcript has a single exon. Gene Ontology annotation, cellular component: cytoplasm.